This is a messenger RNA of Mizuhopecten yessoensis (Yesso scallop), 3839 nucleotides long. RefSeq names its product protocadherin beta-3-like. NCBI's taxonomy places the organism in Eukaryota, Metazoa, Mollusca, Bivalvia, Pectinida, Pectinidae. Gene Ontology annotation, cellular component: plasma membrane. Bases 345 to 3662 code for a protein of 1105 amino acids. Gene Ontology annotation, molecular function: calcium ion binding. Gene Ontology annotation, biological process: homophilic cell-cell adhesion. The record is from RefSeq and is a predicted model, not a curated record. The transcript has 5 exons.
AGGCAGUGACUGGCGGCCGUGACACAUGUGUUUAUGUACGCUAUAUACUAAACAUUGAUACAUAUCACAUCGCUACCAGGACAUGGCACACACAGUUACAAUAUUUGUGUAGACUUUGGCCCCAGUUAUGUAAGGCGAGGAUUAACGUGUUAAAAGGCGAGUACACUUCAUUUCGUACACGGAUCGGUAUUAAUUAACGAUACAAGUAAUUCUUAAUAAAACGGUAAUGUAUUUAUUUUGCUGUAUUUACAGACUGAACCUCCUCCAGAUGACAUAGGCGGACAUGGUGUGUUGAACUUGGUGACAACAUUUCGUGGAUAUUUUACACUAGAGCAGACUUUAAAAUGGAUGUGGUACAAUUUCUGAGUUUGGAUUUAUUUUUGAUAUGUGUCUUGUGCACGUGCAUGGUCCCGGGGGUAGGGGCGAAGGAUGUGGCGUAUUUUCUCGCAGAAGAGGAACAAGCUAACUUCUACCUAGGAAAUGUUGCUGCUGAUGCUGACCUUGCUUCAGAGGCGACUAAUCCCGCCGACCUCAACUCCAUGAAAUACAGUUUUCUUACCCAAAGUAACAACAACGAAGAAAACUCUUUAGUAUCUUUGUUCCACAUCAAUGAGAGACAGAGCUCUCUCUAUACCGCCCAGCAGCUAGACAGGGAAAAUCUUUGUGAGUAUAAGGAUGAAUGUGUUUUGGAAUUAGAGGUGAUCGCGAGAUCCACAUCCGGAAGUCUUUACAAGAAAAUCAAAGUUUCUAUAACUCUUCUGGAUAUUAACGAUAAUUCUCCAUCCUUUUCUGUGCCAUCUAUAACUCGUGAUAUUUCGGAGGGGUCCCUAACGGGGUUUUACAUCCCCAUCGAGGCGGCUAAGGACGCUGACACAGGUAAUUUUUCGAUCCAGUACUACAUACUAGAACCCCCAUCGUCCCCCUUUACUGUGGGGUACCAGGAAUUUGUAGACGGCACCUACAGUGUCCGAAUCGUCUUGGACGGGCAACUGGACAGAGAAACCACUAGUUCGUAUAAGGUGAACGUAAUCGCCCGGGACGGAGGGGAACCCCCUAAAACCGGGGUUCUGGAGGUUAUAAUUAAUGUUUUGGAUAUCAAUGAUAAUCGCCCCAGAUUCAAUACCCAAAUGUACAACGUCACUGUCAAUGAAGACGUUGCUGUAAACACGACGAUCACAACCGUGUUCGCUGAUGAUCCUGACCAGGGUGAAAACGGACGGGUAACGUACAAGCUCAGUCCUAACCAGGCCGAGAAGAUCCCUACCCUCUUCACUAUUGACGAGUCCUCGGGUGACGUCAUCAUCGUAGGGUCCCUCAUCUACGAGCCAGGCAAGAGUUACACCAUCAUCGUGGAAGCCUCAGACAACGCCUUACAGCCUUUGAUUUCACAGUCUAAAGUAUUCAUACAUGUUCUAGACGUACAUAACAACCCGCCAGAGAUCAGUAUAGACCCCCUCUCUAACACGGAAGAUUCAGAGAUUCUGGAAAAUGCGAUAUUGGACACUGCUGUUGCUCACAUCACUAUCUUUGAUCCCGAUACAGGUAAGAACGGCAUCGUAAACUGCUCAGUUGUGAACAGUGACAAGUUCACGUUGCAAAGGUUCGCGGUUCACGAGUACAAGGUUGUGUUGUCCCAGGCUCUGAACCGCGAGAUUAAAGACAGAUACGAGGUGACGGUUCACUGUCAUGAUAUCGGUACCCCACAACUCAAUGCCUCCGCCAUGUUUGUUGUGCACGUGAUGGACAUCAAUGACAACACCCCGAAGUUCACGCAACAACAGUACUUCGUCAGCGUCCAAGAAAAUAAAUCACUCACCUCUAGUGUCAUGCAGGUCGCUGCCAAUGACUUCGACAACGGCAAAAACGCAGAAGUCAUGUUCUCAUUGGAUUCGGAAGGACAGAAAUAUUUCAGAAUAAGUGAAACAUCUGGAGUGAUAACUGUUAAUUCUGUUUUGGAUCGAGAAACUGUUAGUCAGAUUUCUUUCUCUGUGUUUGCUGCCGAUAAAGGCUCGCCCAGUUUGACCGGAAGUGCCCAGGUGAGGAUGAUUGUAACGGACGUCAACGACAACAAACCUGAAUUCAUGGAGGAUACAUUUGAGUACAAUUUGGAGGAAAAUAACCACGUGAACAUCAAUAUUGGUGUACUAGUGGCGAAUGAUAAAGAUGACGGGAACAAUAGUCAGAUCACCUACUCUAUCCAUCCUAACUACCAUGCAGGGAUUCCCUUCGCCAUCAUGCCCAAUGGCAGCAUCUUAGCCACUCAGGUCAUAGAUAGGGAGGCAAAGGCAAGGUACGAUUUCACCGUUAUUGCCGAGGACAUGGGGAACCCAUCUCUCCGAAACUCCGCGCACGUGACGGUGUUCGUAUUGGACGUUAAUGACAAUAACCCCGAAUUUGUCUUUCCGAACGCCCACAAUAAUACUGUGGUCAUCUCCUACCAGACACCGGUCAAUACCAUUGUGUCCACUGUCGAAACUAGGGAUAUCGACGAAGGUAUGAACUCUAGAGUGACGUAUUUCAUGAAGGACAAGAACUUUUCUCAUAUUUUCAAGUUGAAUAAUCUCUCUGGGCGUAUUGUACUGGAUAAAGCGUUAACUGUGGCGGAUGCGAAGAAAUAUACAUUCGGAAUCAUUGCCCAGGAUAAGGGAACCCCUCCUAGGAUAAACGAGAUUGCCAUGUCCAUAGUGGUCACUACUCAGAAGAUUGGAGGUGACGUCACACCACCGGAAGUGAAUCGUCAGUAUUUCCUUAUCGCUGUUGCCAUUUCCUGUGUGACGGCUGUCAUCGCCAUUGUCAUCAUUCUGACCAUUUGUCUUAUCAAACGAGCUGAUAGGAUAAAACAGAGGUAUUCCGAAACUAAGGAUAAUUCGGAUGGACCUCUAGGGAGACAGGAAACGAGGAAGAAGGUCAGCUUCAGUAUCGAUGACAGAGCCAUGACAACCAUGCCCGGGGGUCGGUCCAGCGCUCACGAGAAUCACCUAUAUCCGGAGAUACCCGCAGGAUCUAUCCAGGUGUCGUUGAAGAAUCCAGACCGCGGUCACGAGAGCGAUAGUGGACAGGGAAGUCUGGACAGCGGCGACAGGCGGCAUCACCAGCUCACAAGCCUCCAGCUCCAUCACGCUCUGCUGACCUCGCCCAGCGGCUCUAAGAACCGGUCAACCGUAUCACACAUGUCACCUCCCUUGUCAGGACUCAUUACUCACCAGGAGGCGGAUAACCAUAGCGACCUGUCGGGCGAGGCAAACACAAGCGACAGUGGGCGUGGCGGUAGUGAUGAUGACCUCAAUACCAGCUGCAUCCUAUCAUAUUCGGGAGACUUCGAUCACUUGGCGCAUAGUCCCCGAGGGAAACACACGCCUAGAGGCAGUUCAAAAAGCGCAGGCAAGCGUGAGGAACUAUUUCCGCUUCCGGAACAUGAUUAUGGACAAUUAAAUCAUAUGAAGCCAACUUUAGCUCCACUAUCGUUUGGAGAUAGAUUUUUUAAUUACGAAAGCAAUCAGGGUGGACUUUCUCCCGUUAAAUUUGGAGGUGUGUCCCCAACCGGAAAUUCGUUUAUACUUAGUGGAAACGACGACAGUACAACGACUUCCGGAAGUUACGUAUUGGAUCACGAGGACGAUUAUGUUGACGUCGUGAGACCUAGUAGACAAUGCAUUGUAUAACAUCCGGUCUGAGGGCCAGAACUGGAGGGUUUCGGAUAUGUUUCCAGUCCCCGAAAAAAUGACGUCCCUUCAUGUCUUUAGAUUGCCGUCCGAACCACGCCUGCCAAACUGACAAACCGUCACUAUCUAUCCUAACGCCAAGUCUACCGAGUCAACUGCACAGUCCCUUUCACACAG